Saccoglossus kowalevskii is the source of this 2130-nucleotide messenger RNA. RefSeq lists its product as uncharacterized. Gene Ontology annotation, molecular function: transcription coactivator activity. NCBI's taxonomy places the organism in Eukaryota, Metazoa, Hemichordata, Enteropneusta, Harrimaniidae. Gene Ontology annotation, biological process: positive regulation of transcription by RNA polymerase II. The record is from RefSeq and is a predicted model, not a curated record.
GUACAACGCAACAUCAGGUUGACUUGACUCACUUUAUAUUGCUUACAUCCGCACACGCGGGAAGAUUAUACGUUUAAACUACCAGAGCAACUAGUACGACAACCGGACAUCAGAUAACCAAAAAUGAAUGAUACACAAGAAGUCACCUUAGAUACAGAGAGGUUGGAAGCAAAACUGACACAAGAAGUCACCUUAGAUACAGAGAAGUUGGAAGCAAAACUGACAAGUUCUGAUUUUGCACAAGUUAUUUUUCAGAAUGUUGCAGAAUCAUACCCUCCCGAUGCUGACAUAAUAUGCCACUAUACAUUGACUGAGAGCAUUGUACCUUCCACAAGUGAUUGGAUCGGUCUCUUCAAAGUAGGCUGGACCUCUGCUAGGGGCUACCACACUUUUAACUAUGUUCAGCCUCCAGCAACGCAGGAAGGCAAACAGAAAACAAUGUCACAGAGUAACAUCCAGUUCUCAGCUUACUACCUACCUAAGGAAGAUGGGGAAUUCUACCAGUUUGUGUAUGUUAACAAAAAUGGCGAAAAAGCUUUAAGUAGCAGUGGAGCUAUGGAGAAGGAAAAAUCGGUGUUCGAAGCCAGAGUUAAACAAAUGGAGAUAAUGUUGAAGGAGAAUAUGGAAGAAAAGGACGCCCUCGCAGUCGAGUUGGCAAAAUUGAAAGACGAAAUGAAACAGAGUGAAGCUACACUGCUGGACAUAUGUAAUGAGAAAGUGGAGUUGGAGAAGAAAAUAGUCGAGUUGGAGGAACAGAUAGCGUUAUACAAAGACCAUUUCACAACCUCUGAGAAAGAGAAUAUUAAAUUAAAAGAGGAGAUUGAGACAUUACGUGGUCAGUUAUCAGAGAAUGACGCCGCUUUGGUUAAAACAAAAGAAGAUUCUAUUCAACUCAAGUCAGUUGUUGAUGAAGAAAAAAAGAAAUUUGAACGACAACUGCAUGUGACAAAUGCUGACAAGACACACAUCCUAUCCCUGGAAGACAAGGUCAAGAACUAUGAAGACAAGAUAGCCGCAUUGGAAGACACGAAGAAACUGGUUACUACUGAACUGGAAACUCUUAGACAAGUACAACAAAACCUGUCAACUAACUUGGAAGAUAAAACUGGAGAAGUCCUAACUAUGAAAACCAAAUUCAAGCGACAGAAGUCUAUGAGUGCUGAGAAAGAGGCAGAACUACAGGAGGAAAUCCGAGCUCUGCGAGAUGGACUGACUCAGUUAGCAAAGGAAAAGGAGAAGUUGGUAAAUGAGGUCCACACUCUUGGAAAACAGCAAGAAGGUCCGCUGUAUGCACUCCAAGAAGCAAACAAACACAUGCGUCAGAAGUACAACAAACUGAAAAAACAACACGAGGGCUGCGUAAAGGAACGCUCAGAAUUGGUAACGAAACAAGUGGCGAUAGAACUUCAGAACAGCGAUUUAACUCGCGAGAUAGAAGACUUACGUGAACGAUUGAAUAUGGGAGCCGAGGCAUGGAAAGAAAAGUACAAAGAGUGCCAAAAGCUGACGACUAAGAUAAAGAAAAUUAAGAGAAAGUCUGUGACCACUGAAAGUGACGCUUUACAAGGUGCUGUAGCCAUAGCAACCAAAGAGAGCGGUGUGCAGGCCGCUGACAGUGAACAGGAAGAGAGUUACAACAGUAUGCUGCAUGUACAGUUGAAUGACCUCGCUAAGGCAUUGGAGGAAAGAAACGAACAAUGCAAGAGAUACGAAGAAAUCUUGCAGAGUGAGAAGACAAAUAUGGAAAAAACAGAAAUGAAAGUCUUGGAAUUGGAUGAAAAAUACCAGGAUUCGGUGAAGCGAUAUGCAGAUGCUGAGAAGGAAUUGAAUGAACUGAAAAAGAAAAUUAAGGAGGCUAAGAGACAAAAUGAAGCACAGGAGGUAAGACACAAAGAUGACGUUGCUACUGAAUUCCACGAUGCGCAAGAAUUCCCCGCUGACAGGGCUGCUAGAUGGUGCCCAGAAUGCAAUCUUCUCUUUCCUCCUUCGUGUCCUUCUGAUACAUUUGAGCAGCACGUACAGAGUCACUUUGGACGGGUAUGUCCGAUGUGUCGCAAACAGUUCCCGAAAGACUCGUGUGAUCAGGACGCGUUUGAAAACCACGUGCAGACUCAUUUUGAACGGGAAUAA